Messenger RNA from Drosophila eugracilis, 662 nucleotides. Its product is annotated as multifunctional esterase. NCBI's taxonomy places the organism in Eukaryota, Metazoa, Arthropoda, Insecta, Diptera, Drosophilidae. The record is from RefSeq and is a predicted model, not a curated record. Bases 33 to 314 code for a protein of 93 amino acids. The transcript has 2 exons.
CUUCAACCUGUAUCUGAGGAGUUCCCCUAAUAAUGAAAGUCGCUGUACUAUCCUGGAUAGCUUUGGCAAUGCUAGUGUGCUUCGCUGAGGCCCAAGUCCCGAACCAACCCGACAGUGCUAUGGGUGCCGCCCAAGGGGGCAUGGGCGCGGCGGCAGGGGCUGGCGGACAAAUUGGGGCUCAAGGCAGUGGAUCGGCCGAUGCCGCCCAGGACGGACCCGGAGCCGGGAUGGCCGCUGGCAUAGGAGCGGGCGCCGAGGUUGGCGCCAGUGCCAAUGCCCAAGCCGGAGGGGCCGGAGCCGGCCGCCGACGGUAAAGGCGGUACUCCCGUUUGAAAUUCCAGCCGCUUGCUUUGCUAUUUGUUCGGGGCCCUCGCACUUGUGCACUGGAAAAAAAACAAGAAAUUUCCGGAAUAAACCACAGCUGGAUCUUAAAAAUUGUUAACUUUAUGGUUAUCGCACUCUCCGCGUUCUGAAACCCAGCGAUGGCGCCAGUUUUUUAUGGGGCUUAGUGUCAUAAUUGAUUUGGAAUUGCGGGGUGUCGCCACGUAACUUGCUACCUCCCCGUCAGCACUCACCACCCUUUCUAUGGAAAUCGGCUCACUUCAAAUAAAAAGAAAACCAGCCAAAGUACAAAUCGUUUUGGCAGUUUGAAUUCCAUUUAA